Messenger RNA from Cervus elaphus (red deer), 1324 nucleotides. It is a transcript of the gene ABHD1, whose product is annotated as abhydrolase domain containing 1. Gene Ontology annotation, biological process: medium-chain fatty acid catabolic process; medium-chain fatty acid biosynthetic process. Gene Ontology annotation, molecular function: monoacylglycerol lipase activity; acetylesterase activity. NCBI's taxonomy places the organism in Eukaryota, Metazoa, Chordata, Mammalia, Artiodactyla, Cervidae. Bases 58 to 1272 code for a protein of 404 amino acids. The record is from RefSeq and is a predicted model, not a curated record. The transcript is spliced from 9 exons.
UCGAAGUUCAAGCUCCGGAUCCAGUCAAGAACUUGGGAAUCGAAACAGCAACACAGGAUGCUGAGCUCCUCUCAAAGCCCCCAGGAUGACACCUGGACAGAGUCCUUCUCUCUGCUUUUGGGACUUGGCGCUGCCCUCUACUUGGGCUACUACUGGACAUGGGUGCCCCAGAGGCCACAGCUGGUGACUGGGUCCCGAUUUCUGGCCUUCCUGGAGCAACACUGUCCAGUCACUCUGGAGACUUUCUAUCCUACGCUCUGGUGUUUUGAGGGGCGGCUACAAACCAUCUUCAGAGUCUUACUGCAGUCCCGGCCAGUAGUCCCUUACUCGAGUGAAGUUCUCGAAACCCCAGAUGGAGGCCAGCUCCUCCUAGACUGGGCCAGCCAGUCUAACAGUCAGUACCCUGACCCUAGCACCCAGCCCACUGUAUUACUGCUUCCUGGCAUCACAGGCAGUAGUCAGGAGACAUAUAUCUUGCACCUAGUUGAUCAAGCUUUGAAGGAUGGCUACAGGGCUGUUGUAUUUAAUAACCGGGGCUGCCGUGGGGAAGAACUGCUGACCCAUAGGGCCUUCUGUGCCAGCAACACUGAAGAUCUGGCGACUGUCAUCAACCACAUAAAGAGUCGCUACCCCCAAGCCCCACUGCUGGCUGUGGGCAUCUCUCUUGGAGGGAUAUUAGUGCUGAAUCACCUGGCUCGAACGGGACGGGCAGCAGGCCUGGUGGCAGCACUGACUCUGUCUGCGUGCUGGGAUUCCUUUGAGACCACCCGCUCCCUGGAGACCCCCAUGAACUCACUGCUCUUCAAUCACCGCCUCACUGCUGGGCUCUGUCAAGUCAUAAGCCGAAACAGAAAGGUGAUGGAAAACGUGGUGAAUGUUGACUUCGUCCUACAGGCCCGCACCAUCCGCCAAUUUGAUGAGCGCUACACAGCUGUGGUCUUUGGCUAUCAAGACUGUGCUGCCUACUACCGAGCAGCCAGUCCAAGAACCAAGGUCAAUGCCAUCCAGAUCCCUGUGCUCUGUCUCAACGCAGCUGACGACCCUUUCUCCCCCGUCGAUGCCCUUCCCCUACAGGCUGCCCAACACUCUCUCCACGUUGCACUGCUAGUCACAGCCCGGGGCGGCCACAUCGGCUUCCUGGAAGGACUGCUUCCCUGGCAGCACUGCUAUAUGAGCCGCCUCCUGCAUCAGUACGCCAAAGCCAUCUUCCAGCACCCAGCAGAGUUGCCAGGCCCCAGGUCACCCACCCCUUCAGAGGCAGGCAAGAGCUGACAAGAGUCUUAGUUCAGUCUUCCCUUGUUUAUUAAAUAUCAACUUUUCCUGC